AUGCGAAAAAUCAUCCUCCUUCCUCUCACCACGCGACAAGCCCUAGUAUUUUGCCAAAAAGCGAUCGAGAAGCCGACCAGCAAACCGAGCAUUGCCGACCGAAUAACUAAAAAGGCAGCGGAAACAUGGGCGCAGUGGGAGACUGCUAAAAAGGGAUGGAGGAAGACACUCGUUUACUACGGUAACCGGGGCCUCCAGCGCAUCCCUUACCAAGAAUGGGGACUGAAGAGCUUUCCUCCCUCGAAUCCCAAACUGCAGGCCGAGCAGAUCACAGAAGGGAAGAAAUUCGACGUCAUCUUCCCCAGUAAUGUCAUGCACAAAGAAGACGUCCCAAAGGUGCUGGCCAGGCUGGCGCGAGAGAGGAAACAACUGCAUUGGAACAGAUUCAUUGGUAGUAUGGUGGCCAUGCCAAUUUGCAUACCGUUUGCGCUGGUACCCAUAAUACCUAAUAUCCCGUUCUUCUAUGCUGCAUAUCGGUGUUGGUCACAUUGGAGAGCUCUAAAAGGUUCAGAUCACCUAGACUUUAUCCUCGAUAACAGACUGUACCGCCCCGUCUCACCGCCAGAGAUUGAAGAUCUGUACGAACAAGUCGCUCCUGAUGCCCCGGAUUUCACGUUUGUCACACCGAGUCAAGCCUCGGAUGGCACUGCACCGCCGGAGCAGAUUAUACUUCCAGCAGAAUGCCACAAUCUGGUGGCCAAGGUGACAGGUGUUCCAGAGCUGAGUGGCGAGGUGGAACGGGCUGUGUGGCAGAUCCAGCGCCAGUUCAAGCGAGAGCAAUCGCAGCAAGAGAAGCAGAAGCAGCUACAACAGCCACCCAAGCACGAUGCUGGUCAGCGUGACCCAGAGAAGAAGGGUAGUGGCUCAUGA
Molecule: messenger RNA, 870 nt
Organism: Cladophialophora yegresii CBS 114405
Lineage: Eukaryota; Fungi; Ascomycota; Eurotiomycetes; Chaetothyriales; Herpotrichiellaceae
Exons: 3
Coding region: 1-870 (289 amino acids)
Biological process (GO): potassium ion transport; proton transmembrane transport
Cellular component (GO): mitochondrial inner membrane
Source: RefSeq, a predicted model, not a curated record